AUGUCAGAUCCAACAUUUGACCUACUUGUUUACCAUAAUGGGUCACUAUCUGGACACAGGAUGGCCUAUAUUGGCAGAGACAUUCUUACAAUCGCCGGUAUAGAUGCAUCCCAAUUCAAGUUUGGAGAUUUGACAAACAUUUUGGAGUGCUACCUGCAAUAUGAAUACAGCAACAUACCCAAAAUGUACUACAAGUUUGAUGAUGAGACCAACGAGCAAAUACAUGGUCUUACCAAAAAUGGUGAUUUCGCUACUCUAAAAGAAGGGCUGCUGAGUAGUGGCAGGAAAAAGCUGCAUUCUCCUCCAGAAGUGCCAGCAGUGCAACAGACACCCCAAGAGCCAGCAGCAGUACAACAUCCACCACAGGAGCCAAGGAAACGGCCAGCCGGGCGGCCAAGGAAACAGAGGGAGGAGGAGGAGGAGGAGGAGGAGGACAUUGAGUUGAGUGAUUUUGAGUUGACUGAUGGCGAGGAGGAGGACAUGUUUGUAGGGAAGGAACAGGAUGUCCUACGGGAACCGAAUGAUGAUAUAAAUACCUGGUUUCAGACUUGGGAUAAAGAUUCCAACGCGGGAAUUGGAGUCGAUGCAGCAAAUGACCCGGACGCGGAUUCAUAUGACAGUGAGUACUUUGACAGUCUAGACAGUGGUGAAGAAGACAGUGAAGGGUCAACUGUAAAGCGUAAGAAAAGGUAUCCCCAGUGGAAGAAAAAGCGGGACUGGAGUCAGACAGUGGAGUUAAGUGUAGGGUUGAGGUUUACGAACCCGAAAGAAUUUAAAGAAGCAUUGCAACUAUUCGCAGUGCAAAAUAACUUUGAUUACAAGUAUGUGCAUAACGAGCAAAAACGGGUAACCGCCCACUACAAAUCGUUAUGUCAAUGGAAAAUACAUGCCUCCUGGACGCCAUGUAGAAAGUAUUUUCAGAUCAAGACUCUCCAUGAUGAGCAUAACUGUGGCAGUGAUUACUACAACAAGAAGGCAACUAUCAGGUGGGCUGCAAAUCGAUAUGUAGAGAUUUUUCAAGACCAAAGAAGCUUUAAGGCUAGGGCGUUGAGGGAAAUGAUACGCCGAGAUUACAACGUGCAGAUGACAAUAUUGAGUUGCCAUCGUGCAAAGAAGAUGGCAAUCGAAAUCCUCGAUGGAAGAGAUGGUGAACAAUAUUGUCACACCCGAGAGUAUUGCAAUGCAUUGCGGAAGUGGAAUCCCGGUAGCUCGGCUUACAUCCAAAGGGACGGAGUGUUCUUCCAGAGGAUGUAUGUUUCUUUGAUGGCAUGUAAAGAAGGAUUCUUGGCAGGAUGUAGGCCGAUGAUAUGUGUUGAUGCAUGUUUCAUUAAGACGAAAUGGGGUGGGCAGUUGCAUGCCGCAAUCGGCCGUGACGGUAAUGAUGACAUAUAUCCUAUUGCAUUUGCGGUAUGCGAGACCGAGAACAAGGAGACAUGGACAUGGUUCUUGGUCCAACUGUUGGAGGAUAUUGGGCUACCGCGGGAGCAUAUGUGGUCGUUCAUGUCGGACCGACAGAAGGGACUAAUCGAUGCUCUGGAGGAUCUAAUGCCCGGCCUCGAGCAUUGUUAUUGUGUUAGGCACCUGCAUGCAAACAUGAGGGGGAAGGGAUGGAAGGGGAAGGAGUUCAAGGACGCGUUAUGGGGUGCAGCUAGGGCACCCAAUGAAGUCCAAUUUAAGUACUACCUCUCUGUCAUUGAAGGUAUGGACAAAAAAGCUCUCGAGUACAUUGAGGGGGUUGACCCAAAAAUGUGGGCAAGGCACGCAUUUCGAACCACCAGCUGCAGCGACAUCUUGCUAAAUAACGUCGCCGAGAGCUUCAAUGCUUGGGUGUUGGAAGCAAGAGGCCAGCUGAUACUAACUUGUUUCGAGACUAUACAGCGGCAGAUUAUGAACCGGUUCAGCAAGAAAAAUGCUGGGGCAGCAACGACACCGAAUGUAAUUUGUCCAAAGAUUGUGAAGAAGUUGGAGAGAAACAAGUUAGAGGCGAAGAACUAUAUUUGCCGGUGGAGCAAUCAGAUGCAGUUUGAGGUCGAUAGUGCCCAUGAGUCUCGGCGGGUGGUGGAUCUUCAAGGAAGAACAUGUGGCUGUGGGAGGUGGCAACUUAAUGAAAGUCCUAUGCCUCCGGGAUUUGUCCUAUGCCUGGCCCAGAUGAGUGGCCUGUUGAUGAGGGUGUGGAACCUAUAG
Alnus glutinosa is the source of this 2184-nucleotide messenger RNA. RefSeq lists its product as uncharacterized. The transcript is spliced from 4 exons. NCBI's taxonomy places the organism in Eukaryota, Viridiplantae, Streptophyta, Magnoliopsida, Fagales, Betulaceae. The coding region runs from base 1 to 2184 and encodes 727 amino acids. The record is from RefSeq and is a predicted model, not a curated record.